CCCAAACUGGAAUAUUUCUUCAGCUUGGGUCUUGCCGUAAAGCGCGCUGCCAAGUGUCGCGGUGGCGGCGGCCUCCCUGCCGCUUUACAGCUUCCCCUGGCAACCCUGGGCUCCCCGCCGCGGCCCCUCCCUCCCUCCCCUUCUCUCGCGCUUCCUCAUAGCUCCGCUGUUCCUGAGGCGGGGGGGAGGAUCCUUGUCCCUGUCGCCAUGGCAACCUCAGAACGAGGGGAGGAGCCAGACCGGACCCUUUUCGUGGGGAACCUGGAGAGCCGCGUCCAGGAGGAGAUUCUCUACGAGCUCUUCCUGCAGGCUGGACCAGUAACCAAAGUGACCAUAUGCAAGGACAAAGAUGGAAAACCCAAGGCUUUUGGAUUUGUCUGCUUUAAACACACAGAGUCAGUGCCUUAUGCCAUAGCUUUGCUGAAUGGGAUUCGUUUAUAUGGAAGACCAAUUAAACUGCAAUACCGGUUUGGAAGUUCUCAUUCUGUAGAUUUAAAUAGUCCCUGCAAAGUUAUGGAAACUGAUGUACAGCCACCAACAUACAGGACUGGAGAGCCUUAUGGUGGUAGCCCUGUUAGUCCUUUUCAGAUGAAUAAUGGUCCAUAUCAGCGUUAUUCUGCCUAUCAAAACAUGAUGACAUACCUCUUAGCACAGCAGUAUGCUCCUUUCAACCCAAUUGGACAACAGUUUCCUUGCUACCAGAUGGCAACACCACCACCUCCGGGUUUUCUUAUAUCACCGUACCUGAAUCCAGGACAAAUCUCUUUUGACUCUGUCUAUUCAGAAAUAAAGAAUCACACAAAUAAUCUAGUGAAGGCAGGCAGAUAUAAAAGGAAAAGAACUCAGGAAUCUAGUGACAGUGACAGUAGCAUGGAAAAUGAAAGGAAAAAAACACGGAGAAAAUGAGCAAAACUAUAAAGUGGCACAUGCAGUGAGUGGGUUUGACUACAUAGUUUAAAGCGGAAAGGCCUCUUUAUACUUCAUUAUAAGGAUUAACAAGAUAUAUGAGACAGUUAUUAUAGUAAUUUCAACCCAAGGAAGAUUUACAGAGGUUUGAGAUUACGUAUUACAGAAACUGACUUUCAGGUGAAAGGUAAGAAGUACCUUAUUGGAGGCCGGUUUCAUCAUUGCCAUAUACUUCAUCGGUAUAUAGAAGUAUACAUGCUGCUUAACAGACUACAUGAAGCACUAUAGUCUCAUCUAAUACUUUUAUUCUUGUUAAACUAGAGAUGCCUUUAGUCUGCCUUGUAAUUACUCAAUGCUGCUGUUAAAUAGUUAAGAGUUUUUGUCUUGCCGUGCGUUUCAUGUGACUCGUGGAGCUCGGCUAUUGAGACACACAGAGCUGCAUGCAGAACUGCCCCUGUUGAGCUCUUUCUCUGGAUUGGUAGAGGAAACCUUUGUGUGGAGAAACAUGGUUAAAUAUUUUCUGCACAUACAAAUCUGGCAUGUCAUACUUAAGUUUACUUUUCUUAAGUUGCUACUUUGCUUUGUGGAAGAGCUCUUUCUUUUGCUUAGACAAGGAAGCAUUGAAAUUUAUAACUCUUCUGAUGCAGAUUUUUAAAUGGUUGUAUUUCUCAGCUGUGCAUGCUUGAAUUGACUUUAAGAGUGAUAACAUCACACUUUGUAUAGAAAGUAUCACUGAGUUCAAGGGGCCUUACUCCCAUAUAAGUGCAAUGCAUUUGCAGUUUCACUUGGAAACAUAAGAAUUUUUUUGGAAUCAGUGAGAUUUCAUUCUGAGUAAAUAUUUGCAGAAAGACACAGUGAAUAAAGAACAGGAAUAAAAAAAACCAAGGCUUAAUUGUGUCUAUUAAAAGAUGCAAGAGAAUGAAGUAAUCUUCUCAAAGAAAAUUUGGUCGCACAUGAAAGAAAAUAAGUCUGACUCAUAAAAAUAUUUGUAAACUUAAAAGGAUAGAUAUGUAUUUGUAUGCCAAGGAUUUUUGGUUUGCAAAGUAUGUAUAGACACAUGUUAUGUAUAUUUUGUUUUUUAAAAUGCAAAUAAAAGACAAAUCUUGA
This is a messenger RNA of Sceloporus undulatus (fence lizard), 2013 nucleotides long. It is a transcript of the gene RBM11, whose product is annotated as RNA binding motif protein 11. Gene Ontology annotation, biological process: regulation of alternative mRNA splicing, via spliceosome. The transcript is spliced from 5 exons. Gene Ontology annotation, cellular component: nucleus. The record is from RefSeq and is a predicted model, not a curated record. Lineage: Eukaryota; Metazoa; Chordata; Lepidosauria; Squamata; Phrynosomatidae. The annotation marks the transcript as partial. Gene Ontology annotation, molecular function: single-stranded RNA binding.